Messenger RNA from Populus nigra (black poplar), 683 nucleotides. Its product is annotated as non-specific lipid-transfer protein 8-like. Bases 138 to 494 code for a protein of 118 amino acids. Gene Ontology annotation, biological process: lipid transport. Gene Ontology annotation, cellular component: membrane. The record is from RefSeq and is a predicted model, not a curated record. The transcript is spliced from 2 exons. Gene Ontology annotation, molecular function: lipid binding. NCBI's taxonomy places the organism in Eukaryota, Viridiplantae, Streptophyta, Magnoliopsida, Malpighiales, Salicaceae.
AGCAACUGAAUCAUUGCAAUUUUAGAAUUUUCUAACCUUUCGUGUACAUGUGAGUAUCCCUCCAGGUUCACUAUAAAAUUGAAACAAGUGUAAAGGGAAAUGCUCCAAGUUAGUCUUAUCUCACCUCCUCCGGCGCCAUGAACUCUCCAAGUGUUGUAGCGGCAGCAAUGGCUGCUCUCAUGAUAUUUCUUUUACUCACUCCACCUUCUGAUGCUGCAAUUUCUUGCAGUGAUGUAAUCAAGGACCUGAGGCCUUGUGUGAACUACCUCAUGAAUGGCACUGGGAAACCACCUGCUGCAUGCUGUUCAGGAAUCUCAGCUAUUCAAACUACUGCAUCAACCACGGCUGACAAGCAGGCAGCUUGUAACUGCAUCAAGUCAGCUUCCAAGCAAAUAAAUCCAAAGCCCCAGUUAGCACAGGCUCUUCCAGCUAACUGUGGAAUCACCUUGCCUUUCACUGUUUCACCCAAUGUUGAUUGUUCCAAGAUUACUUAGUUGAAAUGGAAAUGGUCUGGUGAAUGCUUUUCGAUCCAUGUGCUCCUAUAUAUUUCGAGUGAAAUAGAAUAGUUGUACCUCAUUUCAUUCAUGUCUGCCUGUGUGUAUGGGAAGCUUACCCUACUUUGUUUUAAGCUGGAAUGCCCAGUGCCUUCUUUUCUCCAGUAAAUAAAGAUACCAUUAUUGUUA